UGUGAAAACAGAGGUAUAAAAAGAUGAAUAAAGGACAAAAGGAGCCUGAAAAUGCAGAAAGGAUCCCUGUGGUGGACAGUGAGCUGUGUGACAGCGACAGGAGGUUUUUACAAUCUCUGAGAAGGUUUAUUGACGAAGGGAAGACGUACCUGCAGUGUCCAGACGGGGGCGCCAGUGAGCUGCGGUACAUCAUCUACCGCUCCGCGUUCAACAAGGUGAUUGGCCAAGCGGCAGCCAAUCAGAGGCUCCUCCUGGCCAUCAAGGCGGAGUAUGAUGACAUCAUCAGGGAGCUGAAGAGGAGGGAGGAUGAAGCUGCAGCAGAAAGGAGGCAGAGUCCAGACAGAAUCCCGGUCCUUCAGAACCAAACAGCAGAACCUAAGGAGGAGACCAGGAUACAGAACUCCCCCACUCAGAACCGACCGGUACCAGGUUUGACUGUGGCCCAGUCUGAGCAUCCUGCGGUUCUGGUGGUUCCUCCAGAGGAUUCAUGGACCCAAAGUGAAGUUCUGUUGGACAGGAAGAACCGGUGUGGUUCCGUGGAGGUCCAGACUGAACUGGACUCUGAGCAGCACAGAGACCUGAGAGUCCAGAACAUCCUGCUGAGGACCCGCUACAGACGUCUGAAGCUGGUGUGUGACGCCCUGCGGCGCUGGGAGCAGACUGGACCGCCGGUACCGCCGGUACCGCCGGUACCGCUGGAGGACCUGCUGGGUUCUACCAUCCAGAACAUCCAGAGCAUCAGACCAGAGUCGCUGCAGGAUGAAGAGGAAGACUCCUGCUGGCCGGAGCUGCCUGAGGACGAAGAGCCGAGCGGCGCCGACCAGUCCCGGCUGCUGGCGGAUCACCUGGCCAGGUUCCUGGAGCUCUUCAGGUGCGCUCGCUACGAGGCGGCGGCUCUGCAGGCGGCCAGGUGUCCAGGAGUCCUGAGGAGCGCCGACACCCUGCAGAUGUUCACAGGUGUGCAGGGCCCACCUGGCUCCGCCCCCCCGGCCCUCUGCUUCUUCAGGGCCCUGCUGGUUGCCACGGCGACAGGCAGCCGCCUCUCAGGUGAGCUGUCUCUGCGGGGCGUCGGCUGCGCUCUGCAGCACGGAGACGUGGCGCUGGUCGCUCACGCCGUCACCCAGAACAAGCUGACGUUCUGUGAGGCGCUGGGCGACGCGCUCACUGAGCAUGCUCAGAAGGACCCGGGCGUGGCCGACCUGUGCCUGGCGCUGGCCGCCGUCGUCCAUCAGGCCUGCGGGCUGCACCUGAAGGCCGCACUGAGCAUGUGCAGAAGAGGCCUGGUCCACGGCGCCGCUGAGCUGCUGAGGCGGCAGCAGGUGCCUGCAGAGGACGCCAUGAGGGUCCUGUCCCUCUCGCCCAGCCUCCUCCUCCUCCAGCUGCUGACCGAGGCCCACGGCGGCCAGGCGGCCAUCUUGCCUGUGGGCGGGGCCUGUGCCUCCAUGCUGGCGGACUCUGAGCAGCGACAGGUGGCGCUGCAGCUGCUGGACGGCUUCCUGAGCCGAGGCACGCUGCAGGACGCCAUCCUGGAGGACGUUGGGUCCUCGGUGGACGUCUGGGACCAGGUGGCCUCUCUCUGCUCCCACCUGAGCCGGGCCGACCUGAGCCGGCCCGUCCGCCGCGUUCUGCUGGGCCAGAGCGGAACCGGGCUCAGAGGUUCUGACCCGGAGGGAGCCCGGCUCAUGGAGCACGUCUUCCUGUGAGGUUCUGCUGUGGUUCUGCUGUGGUUCCGCUGUGGUUCUGCUGUGGUUCCGCUGUGGUUCUGCUG
Messenger RNA from Fundulus heteroclitus (mummichog), 1768 nucleotides. Its product is annotated as clathrin heavy chain linker domain-containing protein 1. Bases 24 to 1703 code for a protein of 559 amino acids. Lineage: Eukaryota; Metazoa; Chordata; Actinopteri; Cyprinodontiformes; Fundulidae. The transcript is spliced from 11 exons. The record is from RefSeq and is a predicted model, not a curated record.